GCAUAGCCACUCGUGACAACAGGGUGGUAAUUAAUGGUUUCAUUGCAGUUGUAGUUGCAAGUGUUUCAUUUGCCUUUUGUUGGUUCUGCUGCGCCCUACAUACUGCUGCAGUCCUUUGGUAAACGUGACGUGGGUGCACGUUGAACACGGUAUCCAAGGAUACGAUUUGGUCCAAGCUGUAAAGCGUGUAGUGGAUAAAACUAUCGGCAAGCAACCAGCAUGGGUAAAUCGUCGCAAAUUGCCAUGGAUCCCGAUAGCAGCAGUGAUCGCAUAACAGCUCGAGUUGGAUCGCGCACGAAGAAAGCAAAAAUUGUAUUUGACCCCUCUGAUCAUCAUGUGCCGCGAAAGCGCAACCGUCGCGGUGAGAACGAUUCAGCAUCAACGGGAACAGCUAAAUUAGAACCAAGUCGGACCACAACACCGUUAUCAUCUUCCUCUACCGAAGGUACAAACUACAAUAGUCAUACACCAGCGACCAGUUCAACAGUCCCAGCAGUAACAGUUGGCCAUCGUGGCACCGCGUCGGGGACAUUGUGCCGUCUUUGUCAAAAAUGUGGCCGCAAUGGGCCAGGACGAAUGCCUCGAAAAACACCUCUAACACCCUGGACAUGUUCUGCGUGUCUCUUUCCCAAAACGGACAGUAAAGCAGCUGGUAACAAGCAAGGGCACCCGAAAAGUCACACGAAAUCGGUCAGGGAUCGAACAGCGGAAGAAUUCGAUAAUAUCAAUGACGAAGAGAAAGAAGAAGAAGAACAAGAAGAGGACGAAGAGGACGAUGAGGAGGAAGAGGAAGAAGAAGACAAUAAGCAGCAGCAUGAUUUUGCCGGAUUCAGCGAGACGGAGCUCUGUGGCCAUGGGAAUGUAAACGAUGCUAAGCCAGACGAAAGAAUAUACGUUCCGAUAAAACCUGACCCAAAUGCGGAUAGUGACGGUGACGUAGCCGAUACCAUCGCGCCCAGUAAAUCCAAUAAAUCAGCAAUAAAAACGGACCAUAGUAACGAUGACGAGGGAGAUGAAUCGGCCAAAGACAUACGAUACUGGUCUUGCGAUGAUGUAUGUCGAUUCUUCAGCAGACAUUGUAGAGCGUGGGGUGAUCUAUUCCACGAACAGGAAAUUGAUGGCGCGUCUUUGCUUUUAAUGCGGAAGGGUGAUGUACUGUCGAGAUUUGGGCUUAAGCUCGGACCGGCAAUGGAACUCUAUCAACGUAUUGUGGCUCUACAGAAUGGAGACAGGGAUAUAGUCGAUGUUCGAUUGACUUGGAUAUAACAUCGAAAAAUAGUACGAUAAGAUGCCGUAUCACGCUUUCACGUAUCGGAAGGUUCGCGUUUGUGUACACCGUGUUUUACAAGUGCAUGCAAUGAGAUUGUUUUAAAUACCACGUAAAUGGUGAGUGAGAUGCUUAGUAUAAGCUAUAGAUAUACAUUUAAUAUUACAAUAAAACAAUAAAUACAAACGGUACGGUGCCUGAAA
Anopheles funestus (African malaria mosquito) is the source of this 1470-nucleotide messenger RNA. It is a transcript of the gene Lint-O, whose product is annotated as nucleolin. The transcript has 3 exons. Lineage: Eukaryota; Metazoa; Arthropoda; Insecta; Diptera; Culicidae. The record is from RefSeq and is a predicted model, not a curated record. The coding region runs from base 220 to 1266 and encodes 348 amino acids.